AUGGAUGAGAGUGAGAACAAUGAUGGACUAGACUGGGGUCCACAAUCAAUAUGGAGAGGAAAUGUGAAUCAACAAUUAAGAGCAAGACGGCUAUCAUUAUUUGAAAGUAGAGAAUUCAAGCUAUUCUUUAUACAAAUUUUUAUGCUAUGCAUAAUGUGUGCAUUUAUAUUAAGUGGUAUUAUUCUUCAUGCUAUUAAACUUAGGAAAAUACAACCUGAAGACUACAAUGAAUUUCUGGAUCUUGAUGGAAACUCUCAAGAGUUAUUCAAUACAUAUCUUAGAAAUAUUGAAGAUAAUAUGGGCCAAAUAUCCUUUUUCAAAGAAAUUAUAUAUGGGGAUAUACCAAUGAGACAAGAGAACAAGCUAGUAAGAAAUAUUGUAGUAUGCGGUGGUACCUAUAAAAAAAAUAAGCUAUGGUCUAAUGAUCUUAUGGAAAAAGCAAAAUUAUUAAUAGAAUUGUCAAUUGGCAAUAAUACUUUAACAAAAUUUAAGGGAGGUCUUUUAUUUGCUAUAAAUGAUAUUAGAAAUACAAAGUAUAGUGAAAAUGUUCAAAAAGUAGCUGAAUAUCCAAAUAUUAUCUACUCUCUUAUGGAUAAAAAUGAAAAGUCUGGAAUAUUACUUUAUAGUCUGUUUCUAGUAUCAAAUGGUUAUGUUUCUCCUUGUUACAUGUUUGGUAAGAGACUAUAUUCAUAUAUUCUUGGUCGCAGAACUGGAAUACUAGGUCACAUUAUAAUUAUACUCCCAUGGAUAUUUUCAUUAUUAUCUCCUCAUCCAUUUAUGUUGGUACAUAUUCCACGCCUUUUACUAUAUAUUGGUAUUGCUAUAUAUAGAUUUUUAGUACUUCAUUGGGGUAUAAAUCUUAUAGAAAAAAAGUUGUCAAAUUCAGACUUUUCAGAUCACAUUGUUCUUUAUUGCAUGUAUAUCCUUAUAAUAUCAAUAGAAUGGUGUGCUAUAGGCUGUAAUUUACAAAAUCGCCUAUUUGUGGCUUGUAUAAGAGGUUAUUAUCUUUCAAUACUUGCCAUUAUAGUUUAUAAUAGCUUCUUUACUGCUCUAUACUUCCAUUUCCCAUUAGAAACAUUUACAGGCUUUAUUAUAGCACUUUUUGGGUUAUUUGCUACUUUUUGGAUACUUGUGUUCCUAAAUUACCUUAAUUUAACAAAUAUUGGGAUAUGUGGAAAUCAUAACUCAGUUAGAUUAACAUAUAUGUCUGAGCUGAAACAUCAAACUCCUAGUUAA
Molecule: messenger RNA, 1236 nt
Organism: Cryptosporidium muris RN66
Lineage: Eukaryota; Apicomplexa; Conoidasida; Eucoccidiorida; Cryptosporidiidae
Exons: 1
Coding region: 1-1236 (411 amino acids)
Source: RefSeq, a predicted model, not a curated record